Cherax quadricarinatus is the source of this 2024-nucleotide messenger RNA. RefSeq names its product glutathione S-transferase Mu 4. The record is from RefSeq and is a predicted model, not a curated record. Gene Ontology annotation, molecular function: glutathione transferase activity. NCBI's taxonomy places the organism in Eukaryota, Metazoa, Arthropoda, Malacostraca, Decapoda, Parastacidae. Gene Ontology annotation, biological process: glutathione metabolic process.
AACAAAGCAGCUUCAAUGGUUCAGAGAUAGUGGAGCAGCAUCACUGGUUCAGAUAUAAUGGAGCAGCUUGACUCAAGGUGCCAGCAGCCGGGGCUUCAUCCGUCUCUCAGACACCAGGAAGAUGGCGCCUGUGCUCGGCUACUGGAAUAUUCGCGGUCUUGCUCAGCCAAUCAGGCUUUUACUGGAAUAUACUGGCACAGAAUUUGAAGACAAAUUUUACGUAUGUGGCCCAGCACCAGACUACGAUAAGUCUUGUUGGUUUGAUAUUAAAGAAGAUUUAGGGCUGGAUUUUCCAAAUCUUCCAUAUUACAUAGAUGGGGAUGUAAAAAUCACGCAGAGUAAUGCAAUAUUGCGCUACAUUUCCCGGAAACAUGACCUCGUAGGCAAGACAGAAGAAGAAAAAAUUCGUGUUGACAUUCUUGAGAACCAAGCUAUGGAUUUUCGAAAUGGCUUUGUCAGGCUCUGUUACCUUGAGUUUAACCUUCAGAAGCAACGGUACUUGGAUGCUCUUCCCAAAACUAUAAAGACGUUCUCCGAGUUUCUUGGAACUCGGCCAUGGUUUGCUGGAGAUAAUAUAACUUUUGUUGAUUUCCUGAUGUACGAGCUACUUGACCAGCACCUGCAGUUGGAUGACACAUGCCUUAAGAACGCUAAGAAUCUGCAGGAAUUUCAAAAAAGAUUUGAGGACCUGGAGCCCAUAAAGAAGUACAUGGCCUCUCCCAGGUUCAUGAAGGCACCACUGAACAACAAGAUGGCCAAAUUUGGAGCAAAAUAAACAGAUUUUUACCUAUUUGAUGGAAUUUUAAAAACAUGGAUAGGUGACCACAUUACUAUUAUCACACACUUUAGGAUUAAUUGAUGCCAUAACUGUCACGUAUACAUUUUAGAAAAAGUUGGCAUUUGCGUUUGAUUUUUUUUUUUUUUUUUUUUUUUUUCUCCCACAUAAAAGAAAGAUUCACUACAGUGUUGUUCAAUUAUAUUUUCACUAUCACAUGGCUUCAGACCAGACUGUAGUAAAUUUUGCACUAUUUUAAAUUAUUAAUUUGUAAAUAGUUAAUACAGUAAACAUUCUUUAUUUUUCAAGACAGUCAUUGAUUUGUAAACAGUUAAUACAAAAUUUUUUCUUUGAAGGGAAAUUCAUAAUUUUUCAACCAGUUUGGUAAGGCAAGGAAGAAUAUUUUGCCUACUGAAGGAGCAAGCUGUACAAGCUACCUGACUGAUACUAAAUUCUUGUAAGUACUAAUUGUCUUUGGGACAAGUACUUUUCUUUAAACUUGACCAUAAUGUUAUACUGGAGAAUUAAAGACAAGGUUUAGUGUAAAAUUAUAAAUAGUUAUUAGAUUUAGUUAAUAGUUGUGCAUUAUAUUUUAAGGAAGUAUGUGAACAACGCUAGUAAUUAAACUAAAGCAAAGUAGGGUUGAGAUAAUGUGUAUGGUGAGUACAGCUGGUAAUUAUAUGCUGUAUAUGUUUAAUAUACUGCAUGAUAUAAUUAGAGUGGGAGGCUUUUUAUUUUAUCUUGGUUCAAGUAAGGAGUGUCAGACCAAAUUGAUAAUGCUGGGCUAAAGGGACAAAUUCUUUGAUAACCCUUAAAUUUAAGUAACUUGCUGAAUUCUUAUUUUGUUAGAUGGUCUGCAUGACUACAUAGCAGCUAAUAUGUGGAAGGUGUUUUAGUUUUCAUUCUUUGCCAAAAAAUCAAAUUUGAUUUCACUAUUAGACAUAGUGUGCUGGGAUUCACUCCCUGCUUCUUAAAUCCUAAUAUGUACCUUACAGAAGUAAUUAGUGCAUUUUUUUGUUAUUGCAAAUAUAAUGAAGAUUUUGCUUUGUAGGAAAUGGUAAGAAUUUUCUUUAAAGUGCAAAGAUAUACAUGUACAUAACUUAUAAGUACAGUCUGUAUUUAUAAAUUUUGUACUAUCUGACUAGACUACAUUAUGUAUGAUUUUUACAUAUUUAGGAAAGAAUUUAAUACAUUGCCUUACUGUACAUACAAUACAUUUAAAUUUAAUAAAAAAAAAAAGGUCUGCCUU